AUGGCAUCCGCAUCCCAGAGUCAACAUGCACCAGAAGAAGCACCCGAUCAUGCCAGUGCAGAGCCACCUUAUACAAUUAACUCUGAGGAAGUCUCAGCGCCUAAUCGUUCAAAGACUACGGAGAAAGUUGCCAUCUCUGUGUCGCAGCGCUCCUCUGUAGACAACUCACAUCCAGGCACAUCGGCAAGCAUGAUUAGUGGCACUAUCCAAGCAGCAUCAAACAGCACAAUUGACAGUAUGCACGCGUCAAUAAACACUGCAAAUGAGGACCGCAGUGAUCUAGGAUCGGACGAGAUAGGGGACUCGAAAAUAGAUGAUCCGCUUUCAGAUGAUGAGCCGGACGCUUCAUAUGACGCGAAAUCUUACCAGGAGGACUAUGAAAAAUCUAGAAAGAAUCUUUUGAGUAGCUUCGUUGAUUUUACCCGAGCCACUGAUGAACGCAUCAUUGCAUUAGAAAACUUCGCUUCUCGCAUUGACAGAUAUUCGUCAGGGAGCGAAAGCGACGACGAUGUAGCUUCGAAUGACUACGUGGAUUCGGAAAGCCCAGAAAAUGGAAAAGAGAAAAAACGUUUGAGGUGGCCAGAUAUCAUUCUCACCGUCAAAUUUUAUGAUGCUCAUUGGGAGCUAAGCAGUCAAGGCUUGCCGGUAUCAACGACCAUGACGCGUGAAAGUUCAUUCUCUACCUUUGGUGGGCCUCGGUACAUCGUAAAGGUACUCUAUAAUCCCAGUCCAGGCUACCCACAGACAACGUCGCGUGAACACCGUCGAAAUGAUCAGCAUGCUCCGUCAAAAGAGGAAAUUGAUAUCGUAGCUAUUAAAAUAGCAUCGGAGCCAGUCAUCUCGCUUCUGGAGACCGAAUUUGGGAAUAUCGCAUACGAUCGUUCUACCAAGAACUUUGUAGCGACCUUCACAAAGCCUUUUCGGCCACUUUUACGCCAGUUAAAGCUUUUAAAAGACCACAUUGCAAGAGUUGAAGAUGGCAUAAGGUUUCCGCCGACGGGCAGCUCGAGCGAGACGCCUAGUUUUGCAGAUAAUGUUGUGACGCAGGAAUCUAACAAGCUCAGUAAAAAUGACGAUGAUUUCACAACGGAUGCUUCCAGAACUGUUUCUCGGGGACCGCAUGUUGGGCUGAGUGUCAGUCUCUCAGAAGAGUUGGAGCACUUUAGGAUCGUGGUGACUUUCAUCGAGUGUUAUUUUGACAAACAAAUCAAUCUACAUAAGAGAAUUAGAGCAGGAAAAGAAGACAAAGUAGCCUUCGAGAACUUAUGGAUGCUUUUCGAGGCUGGCGAUACUGUCUUUGCCCCCUCCACUGGCGGGGAGUCCAUAUAUAACACUUACGAUGCGUCUGGGAAUCGCAGAGAAGCUACUUCUCAACAGGCCGCAGGAAGGCCGUCUGGCCCACCUAUGUCCCAAGAGUUGCACGUUUCUGUACCGAGAGAUGUCCCACAGGGAUAUCGUGUCUCAGCGGAAGCUGGGGGAAUACCCCUUAGAAAAGCACUAGCCCCACAUGGCUCCCUUACCAUGGAUGAGUAUAAUAACGAGGAGAUAGCUUCCAAUAAAUCUCGCCGCACUCACGAGGUUUUAGCAGAUCAGUCUGAUGCACGAUCAAGAGCCACAUAUACACCACUCUGCGUCUACUGCUUUUACAUAGACUAUAACGGCGAGAGGUAUGGGACCGUAUCCGAGGUUUUUAUUUUCAAACAAUUCGACGAAGAGAUGGAAAUAAGAAGUCUGGACAUUUGCCCGCUAUUCUAUCUUGACGACCGUAUGAAAAGUUUGUCUUGUGAUCCCCAUUCAACUCCACAGGCCAUCAGAAUACCAAACUAUCAUUCUAACAUGUUGGAGGGACGUGGCAAGAAAUUCAUGACGGCAACGAGAGUGUCUCACAUGAAUUAUGAUGGGCUCACUGUGGGGAAGAGUAGGGAAGAGAUUAACACCGCUGUGAUUGUCGACUUUAAAUUAGCAUUUAAGCAAUACUGGAAGUCAUUUGAAAAUGGUGCGCCCAAAUUCUCGCCCACCAUACCUUUUUGGUACUACCUGGAGGGUGGCAAGGCCAUCGAGAUCUCCCCGGCAUGCAUUGACUGUUUGCGGAAGGGAAUCUGUGACAAUCUCAUCCACAAUCGAGAUCUAUUCUUGUUUCACCAGUACAACCAACUGAAAACUAUUGAGUCAAAGCUGAGAGAUUUCUUUGACGGCUUGGCACCCAGCAAGCUAGAUCAAAACAAUGCCGCCGAUAAAAUCGCUACUUUCAUGGAAAAACAUGAUCUCGUGAAGCUGCUUCCAGGUGUCGCCCCUGCAUUUGCAUUGAGACAUCGAAAAUGGGUCAUGCUAGAUCUUAGCCUGUUGAGUCCCGUGGAGCUGGAAGAUGGGUGGAAAGAUCUCGUUCUUCCUAAAGGACAUCGGGAAAUGGUUCAGGCCAUGGUAGAGACACAUGCAAAAGGCUCUAAAUUCGAUCUAGCCCAACCUCAAGGAAAACUCGCCAUGGAUCUUGUGCGAGGAAAAGGUAGAGGAUGUAUUAUUCUCCUUCACGGAGCUCCAGGUGUUGGCAAAACCUCAACCGCAGAGUGUGUCGCGGCAUAUACACAACGACCUUUGUAUCCAAUCACUUGCGGUAAGAAUAGCACCCCCGAGGGAUUGAAACGUCGACUUACUGUGGCAGGUGAUAUUGGUUACCUUCCUGAGCAAGUUGAAAUGAACAUGGAAAAACAUUUCAAGCUGGCACAUGAAUGGGGUUGCGUUCUCUUGCUCGAUGAAGCGGAUGUCUUUCUGGCCAAAAGAAAUAAGGAGGAUGUGAAGAGAAAUGGGCUAGUGUCUGUAUUUCUCCGAAUACUGGAAUAUUACUCAGGCAUUCUUUUUCUCACAACUAAUCGGGUCGGAGCCAUCGACGAUGCAUUUCGAUCAAGACUUCAUUUAACGCUCUAUUAUCCAAAAUUAAGUAAGAAGCAAGCAUUGAAGAUCUGGGAGACAAAUCUCAAUCGAAUGAUAUCAAUCAAUGAAGAAAGAGUUGUAAACGGGCUUCCUCCAGUUGAGUUCAAUCACGAUAAGAUCAUCAAAUGGGUCAAGAAAAAUCACCAUCUAUUACAGUGGAACGGGAGACAGAUUAGAAAUGCUUUCCAAACCGCUGUAGCUUUGGGAGAAUUCAAGGCAAAAGACAAAGCCAAAGAUGGGGAGACGCCAAUACCAGUCAUGGAUAUCAAGCACUUCAAGAUCAUCGGGAAGGCUUCUAUGGAAUUCAAUCAAUACUUGCUGGCGACACAUGGAUUUACUGAGGAUAAAGCGGCAGCGAGAGAGCAGUUGCGAGCCCAUGAUGCAGCCGAGAACAUGCAGAAAGCAAAAACAGAAGCGGCUCAAAGAGCUGUCUUUGACUCGGAAGAGGACAGUGAUUCAAGUUCUAGCUCCGAAGAGGAUGUGUCACAAGACGACGGGGCGUCGGGCUCGGAAAGCGAUUCCAGUGAUUCCCAAAAAGAGAAGAAAAAGAAGAGUAAAGAUAAGAAGAAGAAGAAGAAAAAUGACAAGGGAAAGGGUAAGCUGGGGAAGAAGUUUUGA
Molecule: messenger RNA, 3546 nt
Organism: Glarea lozoyensis ATCC 20868
Lineage: Eukaryota; Fungi; Ascomycota; Leotiomycetes; Helotiales; Helotiaceae
Product: P-loop containing nucleoside triphosphate hydrolase
Exons: 9
Coding region: 1-3546 (1181 amino acids)
Molecular function (GO): ATP binding; ATP hydrolysis activity
Source: RefSeq, a predicted model, not a curated record